Molecule: messenger RNA, 738 nt
Organism: Prorocentrum cordatum
Lineage: Eukaryota; Dinophyceae; Prorocentrales; Prorocentraceae
Source: the annotation of a GenBank genome assembly
UCGCCGAUUGCAGGUCGAUGUGCCCCCCAACGCCAGUCCCCCCCCCAUACCUUUGCCCCUCAGGUCAGGGCAGGAGAUUCUCUAGAUCUCUGUGCCGCCCCCCGAGCUUUUGCGGUUGGAUGGUCAGCGUUCACUCCCCUGGCAGCGAGCAGUCCCGCGGGCACAUCAGCGAGGGCGGCGACGACGAGGGCGGCUACCUCGGGGAGGCAGAAGAGCUGACCUCCCUGAGCAACGGCCUGCGCGACCUCCUCGACCGACUCGACGUGCGACUGAGGCACGACCGCAGCAGGAUCGAGCGGAGCCAGUACGAGCUGCAGCAGGAGAGAGUCCGGUUCUCCAGCAGCCUCCAGCAGCUGCGGCAGCAGCGGGAGGACUUGCAGCAGGAGAAGGACCGGGUGCAGCUGGAGCGGGACCGGGCGCAGCAGGAGCGGGACCGGGCGCAGCAGGAAGCCGAGAGGACCUCGCGGGCGCGCGAGCUGCUGGAGCAGGAGCGCGAGGGUUUGCGCACGGCGGUGCAGGACAUCGCCCGCGAGCAGGAGCGCAGGAGGCUCACCGAGGCUGCGGCGGCGCCGCCGCCGCCGCCGGCGCCGCCGGAAGCCGUUCCGAAAGCCCCGCCGCCGGCGCCGACGGAGCCCAUGCCGAGAGCGGGCGGGCGCCGGGGCCGCCCGGGCCUUCGUCGGUCCUCGGCGGUGCUGGGAGGCUUUGAGGUUUGGAAGUUUUCGAGGCUCGAGGUGGUCG